Molecule: messenger RNA, 1538 nt
Organism: Hippocampus comes (tiger tail seahorse)
Lineage: Eukaryota; Metazoa; Chordata; Actinopteri; Syngnathiformes; Syngnathidae
Product: flavin-containing monooxygenase FMO GS-OX5
Exons: 8
Coding region: 166-1464 (432 amino acids)
Molecular function (GO): N,N-dimethylaniline monooxygenase activity; NADP binding; flavin adenine dinucleotide binding
Source: RefSeq, a predicted model, not a curated record
UCAUGCGAGUCAGGCUCGAGCGAAGUAGAAAACAGGAGCAAGGACGGUUCACUCAACAAAUAUUGCUUCGGGGCUUUUCCUUUCCCCAAUGUUACUUCUGGGGGAGGUGCUUGUUUUAUUAAUCAAUGUUGUCGAGCAGUUGCAGGAGUUCCGGGCGCGGUUGCCAUGGCGAUGGAAUUGCUGCGCGUGGCAGUGAUCGGCGCGGGGGCGGCGGGACUCUGCGCGGCCCGACACGUGCUGUCCAGACCGGAGCGCUUCGCCCCUCCUGUCGUCUUUGAGCUCACCGCCAACGUGGGGGGAACUUGGCGCUACCAGGAGCGGGUCGGACCGGACGUACGAUGCAGCAUGUAUAAAAACCUCAGGACCAACCUUCCCAAAGAGGUGAUGAUGUUCCCGGACUUUCCGUUCAACCAGCAGCUCAACAGCUUCCUGUCGCAUCAGGAUGUGCGGCGCUACCUGGAGGACUACUGUCGACAGUACCGCAUCCGCCCCCACAUCAGGUUCCACAGCGCAGUGGAGGAGGUGAAGCCCGCCGUGGUGACAACGGAGGACGGUGAGAAUCGGACACGGACCACCUGGGAGGUGACGGCGUGCGACACAUCGGGAUGCCGGACCACCGCCACCUUCGAUGCGGUCUUUGUGUGUUCCGGGCAUUACUCGGAGCCCAACAUCCCCAGCGUGCCCGGCCUUGAGAACUUCAAAGGACAGGUUCUCCACAGUCACACGUACAGGAGUGCAGAACCCUUCUCGUCUCGAUCGGUGGUGGUCCUGGGAGCCAAAGCGUCGGGCAUUGACAUUUCCUUGGAGUUAGCCAAAGCGGGCGCCCAGGUGACGCUGAGUCACCGCGGUCCCCCUUUGGUAGCUGCUCUUCCGGCUGAGAUCCGCCAGUCGAGUCCGCCGGUGGCCGUCCAGGACGAUGGCAGAAUUUGUUUCCAGGAUGGCUCGGUGCGCGCCGCCGACGUGCUGCUCUUUUGCACGGGCUACAACUUCAGCUUUCCUUUCCUGGAUGGCGGCCGCCUGGGCUUGGAGCUGGAGGAGCAGCUGGUGGCGCCGCUCUACCGCUUCAUGAUGCCGCCCGCCUUCCCCUCGCUCGUCUUCAUCGGGCUCUGCAAGAGCAUUUGCCCCUUCACCAACUUCCAUUGCCAGGUCCAGUUCGCGCUGGGCGCACUGGCCGGCUCGCCGGCGCUGCCGUCGCGAGCCCAGAUGGCGGCGGAGGCGCGGCUCGCGCUGCAGAAGAAGGCGGAUGGCGGUGCGGCGCGGCGCCACCUGCUGGUGAUGGGCGGGGACCAGUGGGAAUACCUCGCCGAGCUGGCCGCCGACACCGGCUUCGCGCCGCCGCCUCCGGUCGUGCGCAGCCUUUUCGAGGAAGUGUGGCGGCAGCGGGGGCUUCAGCCCGACAGCUACCGCAAGCUGAACUACCGGCUUCUGAACGACACCCAGUGGCAGGUGGUGGACACUGCAUAACGCCCUGUUGCCUCAUCCCGUGCUGCGGUCCUGACCUUGAUUUUGGUUUGUUGUGAUUAAAAAAAUAAAUACAU